CCGAUGAAAGACUUCUCCUCUCAGUGUAUUUUCGAUGUUAGGGUUUAAUUUUGUUGCGCUGGAAGACGAAUUCUUACUUGUUUAAUUUUGGAGAUUAUAUGACAAUAUUUUAUUCAUUUAAAAAUAAAUAAAGGUGAACUUGUUGCCUGCUUCUGAGAUAUUUUCUAUUUAUUUACCACCGAUUACAACUUGAUGUGUGUUUCUGGAUUCAAAGGUAUGGACACACAUGCAGUGCAGCAGAGAGGGCUCCUGUCUGCAGCGGGUAGCUAGCCAUGCCUAGGGUCUCAUCCGGCCGGACUCAACCCUUCUACCUGACUCUUGGUUGACCUCAGGGAUGUCCCUGGCCUGUCUCUGAACCGGACCAUGGAGGAAAGACGUGCACAGUCCUUUCACAUGACGUGCCACGUGCAACGCGACUAUGGCAGCAGGAUGGGGAGCUCCUUCAUAAGUUGCAGACCCAAUGGAUAUGGCGGCACGAGCCUCAACCUCAGCCUGGACCAGGAGAUGGACGCUGACCCCGCGACCUCCACCGGCACUACAUCCUCCAGUUCUACCCUACGGGCUCCUGCUGCUGACAGAAGCUCCUACUCUCCCGUUUCACUGGAGCUGGACCCCACAGCGGGGAAUAAUGGAUCAGGCAUUCCCUGCUAUCCACCAGCGGACACAAAUAUCCCAGUGCUUCCGUCCAUACUUGGCGAGCCCUCCAUCACCUCUGUCCCUCUGACUCUCCCUCGUUCGAGCUGGAUGCGUCAUCAUCAAAAGCAAUUCCAGAGCCCGUACACCAAGACUAGCAUGCAGGGGGAUGUUUACAACUUCCUAGAGAGGCCUGCUGGAAUAAGAUGCUUCCUCUACCACUUCCUCGUCUUCAUCAUGGUCCUGGUGUGUCUAAUCUUCAGUGUCCUGUCUACUAUAGAGCAAUAUACAGAGUUCGCCACUGGAACACUCUUCUGGAUGGAGAUUGUGCUGGUGCUGUUCUUUGGCACGGAGUAUGCGGUCCGGCUGUGGUCGGCAGGCUGCCGCAACAAAUAUGCAGGCUUCAAAGGACGCCUCUGCUUUAUCAGGAAGCCCAUAGCAAUCAUAGAUUUGAUAGUGGUCUUUGCCUCAAUCAUUGUGCUUGGUGUAGGUUCCAAUGGCCAAGUGUUUGCCACGUCUGCCAUCAGGGGCAUCCGUUUCCUCCAAAUACUGCGUAUGCUGCAUGUGGAUCGACAGGGAGGAACAUGGAGGCUCCUGGGAUCUGUAGUCUUUAUUCAUCGACAGGAGCUGAUCACCACGCUGUACAUCGGGUUCCUGGGCCUGAUCUUUUCCUCCUACUUUGUCUACUUGGCGGAGAAGGACGCUGUGGACGAGGAGGGCAAGACGGGCUUCUCCAACUACGCCGAUGCCCUGUGGUGGGGCGUGGUGACUGUCACCACCAUCGGCUACGGAGACAAAAUUCCUCAAACGUGGAUUGGCAAGGCCAUUGCCUCCUGCUUCAGCGUCUUCGCCAUCUCCUUCUUCGCUCUGCCUGCUGGUAUCCUGGGCUCAGGGUUUGCCCUGAAAGUCCAACAGAAGCAAAGACAGAAGCACUUCAAUAGACAGAUCCCUGCUGCAGCUUGCCUCAUCCAGACACUUUGGAGGUGCUAUGCAGCAGAGAAACCAAACGGCUGUGAUAUCACAUGGAAAAUGUAUGUUCUAACUCCAGAGACCGUCGCCACAGUGGAACCUGAAAACUUCAGCCCUCAUGUCAGGAUACUGAACAUAUCGAAAAGGGGGACCAAGAGAAGGUUGAAGCCCAGAAGUAACUGCUCUAUGGGUGUGGCCUCAGAGAGGGCCGUAUCGAUCCCCCAGAUCACCCUCGAUCACAUUGAUGACUCCGAGGAGAAGAAAGAUGCCUCUUUUUCCCUGGAAGAGCCAAGAGGUGCUGUUGAAGGAACCCCCGAAAUGUUUGGACAAACAGGCCGUCCUCAACAUUCUUGGUCGUCUUUCACUCUGAGCUGCCCUGGCUCCCCAGUGAGGGGGAAUCAUGAUCACAUCAUCGACAUCUCCCGCGCCAACAGCUUAACAGAUGAGCUGGACUACAUGACUGAGAACAUUCCCCUGCCAGUGGUGAAAGCUAAGUUGUCCCAUGCCCAGAGGUCGGCUGUAAAAGUCCUCCGCAGAAUGCAGUACUUUGUGGCCAGGAAGAAAUUUCAGCAAGCGCGGAAGCCCUAUGACGUGCGAGACGUGAUUGAGCAAUAUUCCCAGGGUCACCUCAACAUGAUGGUCCGCAUCAAGGAACUCCAGAGAAGGCUCGACGGCACACUGGGGAAGCCAGGAAUGUUUCUUCCAGGAAAAGGAGAAGAUAAAGAAUACCCAACUAUUGGAGCGCGACUGAUCAGGCUAGAAGAUAAGGUUCACCGGAUGGACCAGAAUAUGAACUCGAUCCUGCGGAUCCUGAUGGAGCAGUUUCCGCCCAAGCCGGAACUGACAUCCCAGCCCUCCAUCCGCAGGGUGACCAUCCAGAAACGCAUGGGUAUCAGCAUCGACGAGGAGCUCUGAUGUCGCAGCCUUGGUCGAACUAGGAUGAUGUCGUCAUCACCAAAGGAGAAAUAAAGGACCAGCCUAACCCUCAACAUGGUGGUCCAGCCUGCAAAUUCAUUUUCUCGAUUCUCCAAAACCCUCUCUUUUAUUUGCAAUCCAAAAUUGACUUUUGAAGAGUGAGAAGAGAAUAACUUUUAAUUGUCCACUUGGCAGCUGCAUUGCUCUUGGACAUGAGGCCAAGAGUACCACUGAGAGUGGGAUUCGUGGUGUAGAAAGAAGGCUAACUGACCCCUUCCUUCUGACGAUUUGUGCCCCUUUAUGGGUCUUUUUCAUGUUGACUAAAUGUUGCAUUCUCUUCUAUACCACCAUUGUGGGCCCUGAGUCUUCCACUGCAGGACACAGUCAUUCAAGCAGCGACAGGCUACAUGGAUUUAUUUCCCUACAUUAGCCUCAUAAUCACACUAGUCAGACAAUGUUAAUUUAUGUGUGGCCUGUCAUUGAGCUGCAUUCCUCUACUCCAAAUAUUAUUCCAAAGCUAACUAACCCAGUAAUGAAGUUGUAAUGCAAUCAAAGCGCCCGGUUCCCCAAAGACACAGAGAGAAAAAGUGAGAGUCCAGCCAUGGCCGAGGCAUUCCUCGAAUCCUUCUGAUUAUCUUGGCACCAUCCGCACCCAGUACACAACAGGGUUAUUUCCAUAGCCACAUAUCCAUCAGGACUAACUGUACUUAGGCUGCCGUGGGUGUUUGUUUGUAGUGAUCGAAUAACACAAGGAGGGAAGGGCCGAUUAUCUGUUGACUUCGAAAGAACAAAUGUGUCUGGGGUGAGUGGCUAACGUGGUGCUGAUUUACGGAUACAUUGAAGCUAAUGAAAAUAAGCAAACUGCCAUGACAGGGUGCUGCGUUACAGGAAAAAAGUCUAGAGUUAUGGCAUGGUCUCUCAGUUUGCUUCAAGAUUUUCACUGAGAGUUUUCAUGCAUAUAUCAGUCUCAAACAGCACCACUACUCACUCCACCCUGCUUAAUAUCCUCUAUUACCCUCUUCAGGGGGCUCACGCUGCUGUGUGCAAUUUGAAAUAAAUUUGCCCCAUUAAAGCUCUGAUUAUUUUUGCUCUGCAGAGCUAAUUAAGUGCUGAAUUCCUGGUAAGAGGAGAUUACUCACUGUGAGCGACUAAUGAAAAGAAACACUGGAAAAUGUGCAGAAUUUAAACAGUAAGCUUUAAGGAGCAGGCGCACUAAUUCUGUGUGAAAGGUUUGGAAAUAUCAGGAUACCACUGAGAGCACACGUU
This is a messenger RNA of Anarrhichthys ocellatus (wolf-eel), 3783 nucleotides long. RefSeq names its product potassium voltage-gated channel, KQT-like subfamily, member 1.2 (gene kcnq1.2). The transcript is spliced from 19 exons. The record is from RefSeq and is a predicted model, not a curated record. Gene Ontology annotation, molecular function: voltage-gated potassium channel activity. Gene Ontology annotation, biological process: potassium ion transmembrane transport. The coding region runs from base 364 to 2517 and encodes 717 amino acids. Gene Ontology annotation, cellular component: voltage-gated potassium channel complex; membrane. NCBI's taxonomy places the organism in Eukaryota, Metazoa, Chordata, Actinopteri, Perciformes, Anarhichadidae.